Molecule: messenger RNA, 951 nt
Organism: Fusarium redolens
Lineage: Eukaryota; Fungi; Ascomycota; Sordariomycetes; Hypocreales; Nectriaceae
Exons: 3
Coding region: 1-951 (316 amino acids)
Source: RefSeq, a predicted model, not a curated record
AUGUCUGUCCCUGAGGCAUGGCCCUCGAGCCCAGCGAAACUCACCUUGGAAGCUUGGUCGCAGGGUUGUAUGAUUGGGGCUUUGAUCAUCAUGAUUGGUAUCACCUUAGCUAAUAUGCGGCGUGGCGUAUUGCUACACAAACUUAUCUUGAUCGAGCUGCUUCUGGCGAUGCCAAAUGGCUUCUUUACCUUUUUCGACCCUCCGACCUGGGGAUGGUAUCUUUCCUCGACUGUCAUUUUCCUCAUCAUCUCAUGGAAUCUGCAUAACGUCAUCGCCUGGAUGAAGAACAAGCCCUUCCUUUCAAAGCGAAAUAACGCUAUAUAUAUCGGCACUAUUAUACUAGUCCAACCCUACUGGGUCCUCGAGAUCUAUGCCAACUUCACCUACUUUAAUACUCUUAAUAAUCACCUUUUCGUCUCAAUCCGACCGCUUGAGGCUGUCUGCCGUGACCCUUGGUGGAUUUUUACAGCCAUUAACCUUUUUUGGAAUAUCAAAUACCGUUAUGAGUUUAAGCCUCUAGAAAUUAUCCGCAUAUCCCCCCGUUUCGGUCUUUUGCUAUUGAGCAUGUCUCUCAGUAUCAUCUUUAUCACUGUCGAUCUUCUCUCCGUCACCCCCGUUAUCCCGAUCGGUUAUAUCAAUCCCUUCUGGAAGUUUGCAUUUAUCUUCAAAUGCUUCACCGAUACGAUCGUUCUGGACGACUUCAAAACCGCACUAGAUAAGCUGAGUCGAUACAAAAUGAAUCAGAACUAUCCGCUUCCUUUUAGCAGACCCAGCAGUCAGAUACAGAACCAGAUGCCUAGGCCAAGCGUGGAAAAUUUCCAUGAUAUCUGCCGUCUUGAAAGCUUGAGCGUGACAGUUGAGCAUUUGGAAAAGGCGGACAAUUCUAUAAUUCGUGCUCCGGCACGAGUAGUAAGGACCUCCGAUGCUGGGCUUUUAGGCAGAACGUACUGA